Messenger RNA from Nanorana parkeri, 1016 nucleotides. RefSeq names its product RAB18, member RAS oncogene family (gene RAB18). The record is from RefSeq and is a predicted model, not a curated record. Gene Ontology annotation, molecular function: GTPase activity; GTP binding. The transcript has 7 exons. NCBI's taxonomy places the organism in Eukaryota, Metazoa, Chordata, Amphibia, Anura, Dicroglossidae. Bases 105 to 722 code for a protein of 205 amino acids.
GUCAUCCUCAGAGUCCAGACAGGCCCGCUCACGGGCGCGCGCAGGGGUAGAAGGUUGCGGGGAGCGCGCAGUGUUGUGCUGCGCAGAGCCGGAGCGGCGGAAGGAUGGAGGAAGAUAUACUGACCACCCUCAAGAUCCUCAUCAUUGGGGAGAGUGGGGUGGGCAAGUCCAGCCUUCUACUGAGAUUUACAGAUGACACUUUUGAUCCAGAGCUUGCUGCUACUAUUGGUGUUGAUUUUAAGGUGAAAACCAUUUCAGUUGAUGGCAAUAAAGCAAAGCUGGCGAUCUGGGACACUGCAGGACAAGAACGUUUCCGAACCCUGACGCCUAGUUAUUACAGGGGUGCACAAGGUGUUAUAUUGGUUUAUGAUGUCACGAGACGGGACACAUUUGCAAAGCUGGAUAACUGGUUAAAUGAGCUGGAGACAUAUUGCACAAGAAAUGACAUCGUGAAAAUGUUAGUUGGAAACAAGAUAGACAAAGAGAACCGAGAAGUUGACAGGAACGAAGGUCUCAAGUUUGCACGAAAACAUUCAAUGUUGUUUAUAGAGGCCAGCGCAAAGACCAGAGACGGAGUACAGUGUGCCUUUGAGGAACUUGUUGAAAAGAUAAUUCAGACUCCUGGACUUUGGGAAAGCGAGUCCCACAACAGAGGUGUCAGAUUAUCAGAUGAAGCUGGUGGUCGGGGAGGAACAUGCGGCGGAUACUGCUCCAUGCUGUAAACUAGUUGUACUUUCUAUUUAAUCCCAAUCUAGUGCUACUGGUUUCCUGUGUAUAUAUAUCAAUUCAUGUAUGGCUAAUCUAGGGACCUUUCCAGUUUGCACAUAUUUGUUUGUAUCAUAAGGCAGAUAUUUGUAGACUAUUGUCCAGCAGGUUUGCAGUCCAACAACGCAUGAAACUUUUUGACUUCUUUUUUUUCAUUGGCCAGUUGCAUUAGCCAGUCCAUUAACCGCAGUGUCACCUGUUUAAUGUACUUUUUAACACUUUCAUACAAUACUACAUCAUUUUGAACUUUG